GUCUGUCACCGGAAUCGCUCCUACUAGCUAGCUAGUUGGUUGAAUGGGUUGCUCGCUCGAGCCGUAGUAUUCUGAAACAGACAUGGAAUGUUGACGUUUGCUGUGUUUAAAACGAAAAGGAAAAUCAAGUAAUUCAUAUACGAAGAUCCAAGUUAAUAUUUGCGUUGUGAACCUGAUAAAAUGAUGCGUUUCAUGUUGCUGUUCAGUCGUCAGGGGAAGCUGCGUCUCCAGAAGUGGUACACGGCCACGGCCGAGAGGGACAAGAAGAAGAUGGUGAGGGAGCUCAUGCAGGUGGUGCUGGCCCGCAAGCCCAAGAUGUGCAGCUUCCUGGAGUGGAGGGACCUCAAGAUCGUCUACAAGAGGUAUGCCAGUUUGUAUUUUUGCUGUGCGGUGGAGGAGCAGGACAACGAACUCAUCACUCUAGAGGUCAUCCACCGCUUCGUGGAGCUGCUGGAUAAGUACUUCGGCAGCGUAUGUGAGCUGGAUAUCAUCUUUAACUUUGAGAAGGCCUACUUUAUACUGGAUGAGUUUCUGAUGGGGGGGGAGAUCCAAGACACGUCCAAGAAGAGUGUACUCAAGGCCAUCGAACAGGCCGACCUACUACAGGAGGAGGACGAGUCUCCGAGAAGUGUUCUAGAGGAGAUGGGCCUGGCGUAGUGACAGCACGGUACUCUGAUCGCAGCACUUUUUAAUCAGGCAACAGACAGGCGAAGAGACCGAGGACUUUGGGUUCCAUGUGCAACAGGGUGGAGGAAAUGGGGUUUGAUGUGGAGGUGGUUUGGGGGAGGGGGUAAGGGCUGGGGUGGAAGCUGUUAUCUAACGUGUGUCUCAAGUGGCACCCUAUUCCCUACAUAGUACUCUAGGGCUCUGGCCAAAAGAAGUGCACCUUUUUUAAGUAAAAAUACAUUUAAAAAGUCAAUUGAAAUUCACACGUUGACGUUCGGGUAGUGAAUUCCAGACAUUGCUGACAUUGUUGUAUAUUAUUAUCAUGAUGAUGAUCCACACCCUAUUUAUAUUAGCUCUGUGAAAAUGGUGCCACUUUUGGCCGAAAGAUUUAGCUACUACUACUGUUGUAUGACCCAGACUUGGGUUCAAAUACUAUCUGAAAUUGUUCAAGUACUUCUAGUGUUUUGCUUUAGCCUGCACGGAGGCCAUUCUAUUGGUUCCGUUCUGCCAGGGCGCUCAGUCAAGCUCAGUUUGAAGUAUUUGAAAUAGUAUUUGAUCCCCGGUCUGAUUUGACCUUGUAACUUUCCCUCGAGAGGCAGGUCAGAAUGCGUCUUUUUUUCUUUUUUUUUUAGCAGGUGAUGAAAUCAAAACAUUUUCCCCAACAGAUCACGUUUUAUCAGAUUAGUGUGUGUCCCAAAUUGCACCCUAUUCCCUAUAUAGUGCACUACUUUUGACCAGGGCCCGUAGUGUGUUAACUUUCACCAGAGCCUUAUGUAGGGAAUAGGGUGCAAUUUGAAGGGGACAGGGAUUUGCUUUUAAAUGAAUGGUCAUCCAAUAUUUUGUAUGUGUACCACGCUUUAUGAGAAUAAUAUAAUACYUUUGCUGUUUUUAAGGGACCACAUUGAUUGUCUGCAUUGGUGAGUUCUGUUGAACCCAUAGUAGGAUAUGUUGUAAGGGUACAAACAAUCAAUCUGAAGAAUGAUUCUUCCCAAAUUCCGGUUCCAUCCAGAAUUCCAUAGAAUUWAAAAUUCUAUUUCUGCGUUCUAUUCCGCAACUGUUUUUCUCUCUCGAUUUCCUCCAUCUCUCAACCCCCACGCUCUCUCUCGCGUAUCGAGCAAGUAACCUAUGGGGAAGUUUGAUGUGAUCUUUUAGCCUGUGUGUGGCUGUCCUAGCAUGAAUGUGUUUAUGUGGAAAGGGCUCAAUGUCAUAGUAUGCAAUGUAGUGAUGAUUCAAAUGAGACUAACCCAGGGCACAAAAAUAUAGGCAGAGAGGGAGAGUGUUUUUGAGCAGCAACGUACAACAAAAGGCAAACGACUUUGACAUACACGUGACUUUUUAGAGAAAUCAUGGACCUAGCUACAUUUUACGCCGAUAAAAUACCCACUUUCCAAAGAGUAAUAAUGUUUGUGUCUGCAACAAGAGGGAAUAGACCAAUAGGAAUAAAGUGCAACUAGAAGAGAGUUUGGCUUCAGACUGUAGACAUGCAUUCUUAUUACCUGACUUUAGCUUUUUGAUUUAAAUAAGAUGCGUUCCAACAUUUAUACUAGUGUACUACUUGCUAGGGUGCAUUCCCAAUACAUUGCUUCACUCCAAUUAGUAUCAAUACAUAGGCUACAUUCCAGUAUCCACACUAGCAUACCACUUAGCUGGUGUCCCAAAUGGCACCCUAUUUAGUGCAGUUCUUUUGACCAGAGGCCCUAAAUAUGGAACAGCGUGCCGUUUGGGAUGAAGCCUUUGGAUGCAUGCCCAAUAUUCUGCUCCAUUCAACGUGGUAUACUAGUAUGGUCAAUGGGACAGCACUAUUGCUUCAUUAUUAGUAGUGCGCUAGUGUGGAUUAUUGGAGCGGCGCCGAAUAAGAAAUUAGGAGAUAUUUUGAUUAGUGUUUUUUCAGGGACUCCAGAAGGUGUGUGUGUGUAGGGUUUUAUUAAUUUGGGAUCCAGCAUGAGGGGUGGGUGGCAUGUGAUAAACGACUAUUGAACUACGGUCCAGUCAUGGCACCCUAUUCCUUUUAUAGUGUGCAAUCUUGGCUUUGACCAGGGUUCUGGUCAAAAGUAGUGCACCAUAAAGAGAGAAGGGUACCAUUUGGGACGAAGACAUAUUAUCAAAGGGAAUCGUGUGAAUGUAAUUUUAUAAUGAAAAUAAAAUGCCAUUAGAAAGGACUUGUGUA
Salvelinus sp. IW2-2015 is the source of this 2833-nucleotide messenger RNA. RefSeq names its product adaptor related protein complex 1 subunit sigma 1 (gene ap1s1). Gene Ontology annotation, cellular component: AP-1 adaptor complex; intracellular membrane-bounded organelle; membrane coat. The record is from RefSeq and is a predicted model, not a curated record. NCBI's taxonomy places the organism in Eukaryota, Metazoa, Chordata, Actinopteri, Salmoniformes, Salmonidae. Gene Ontology annotation, molecular function: clathrin-cargo adaptor activity. Gene Ontology annotation, biological process: vesicle-mediated transport; intracellular protein transport.